CUAAAAACCCGGGUUGACCAUGAACGCAACUUUUAACUUUUAGGCCUACAUUUUAACUUCUGUCUAUCUAAUUGUGCCCUUGCCCUGCGGACAAUGAAUUUAAACCCAGACCUAAUAGGGUAGUGGCCUAGGCUACUACAUGGUGUGCUUGACGAAACACCUUCUAAACCUCGAAAGGGGAACUUGUAGGCCUAGGGUUUUUUGAAAUCGGCGUGCAUGAAUCUAAUGCAUUGCAGGUGUACGAGACAGUCAGGCUUGCGUUUCACGGUGUGACAUGAAACAACCAAUUGUUGUAAUUAUUUAUUUGGCAUUUAUGUCAGCCUUACUCAUGCGUUAUUUUUAUUACGCUGAAGGACACAAACCAGUUGUAAUUGUUCACGGACUGUUCGAUGGCCCAAGGCAAUUUGAAACCAUGAAGUUAUUCAUUACAAAGUCUCAUCCUGGUACUCCUGUUUACAUGAUUGACCUGUACAACUACAUAUUUAGCCUGGCGCCGCUAUGGAAACAGGUGGAGGGUGUGAAGCGUGCGGUCCUUCCCGUCAUGCAGGGCGCCUUAGAGGGAAUUCACCUCAUCUGUUUCUCCCAAGGUGGUCUUGUAUGCAGAGGCCUUCUUGCAACACUGGACAACCAUAACGUCCACUCCCUCAUACUUCUCUCCUCUCCUAUGGCUGGGCAAUAUGGAGACACUGCCUAUUUGAGGUACUUUUUCCCCAAGUUGCUGAAGUCAGAAGUUUUCCGCUUUUGCUACACUUCUGUGGGGCAAAAAGUUUCCAUCUGCAACUACUGGAAAGACCCACAUAACCGCGAUAAAUAUUUGAACGCAUCCAGUUUUCUGGCUCAGCUAAAUGGAGAGACUGCGCAUCAAAACAUCUCGAGGUGGCGUGACAAUUUGCUAUGUAUCAAGACUCUGGUAAUGAUUGGAGGCCCUGAUGAUGGAGUUAUCACUCCAUGGCAGUCCAGUCUGUUUGGUUUCUACGAUGAGAAUGAAAACAUUGUUGAAAUGAAGGAUCAGGAUUGGUUUGUGAAGGAUGUCUUUGGACUGAAGACUCUUUAUUUGCGGGGAGCUCUGAAGCAGUACAUCCAUUCUGGAGUCGCACACACCAAAUGGCAUUCAAAUUCCACUGUGUACUAUGAAAGUAUUGAUGAAUGGCUCACUUAAAACUUCAACGCCAUCAGUUUUAUCAGUUGUUGUCAAAUGUAGCAUAUGUUUAUUGCUCUUAGUGUAUUGUUCAAUAUUACCUCUUUCACUGUGAAGUUGAAGUUUGUUUAUGACACAAGUUGUUUUUUUUGUCUGUUUUAUACAUCCUCUUGACUUUUUUGUUUUGCCUUCAUGUUGAAUGAGAUGGAUUUCAAUCAAUAGGCGUCCAGUCAGAAGCUGUUCAAAGAAUUUUCCAAAUGGCUGUUUAAAAAUGGAAAAUAAUGGAUAUUUCAAAAUAAAAGUUUUUAAGCCUA
Messenger RNA from Engraulis encrasicolus (European anchovy), 1452 nucleotides. Its product is annotated as lysosomal thioesterase PPT2-like. NCBI's taxonomy places the organism in Eukaryota, Metazoa, Chordata, Actinopteri, Clupeiformes, Engraulidae. Gene Ontology annotation, cellular component: lysosome. The transcript has 8 exons. Gene Ontology annotation, molecular function: thiolester hydrolase activity. The record is from RefSeq and is a predicted model, not a curated record. The coding region runs from base 275 to 1159 and encodes 294 amino acids.